Messenger RNA from Liolophura sinensis, 6354 nucleotides. RefSeq names its product docking protein 5-like. The transcript has 10 exons. Gene Ontology annotation, biological process: cell surface receptor protein tyrosine kinase signaling pathway. Lineage: Eukaryota; Metazoa; Mollusca; Polyplacophora; Chitonida; Chitonidae. The record is from RefSeq and is a predicted model, not a curated record. Gene Ontology annotation, cellular component: cytoplasm. The coding region runs from base 262 to 1119 and encodes 285 amino acids.
CAACUUUCGUCAACGGAAGCUUGGCGAGUGGGGGACGCACAUCUGCCACUCGGUAGUGCCUAACUGGUAAAACAAAUGUUCAGAACUAAUAUCCAACAAGGAUGACCGGGUAUAUAUCAUUUACAGAUGAGCUGUGAAAACAGCCACAGACAGAGAGAAUACACUGGGAUGGAGGAAUGUCCUCUCGCGGUGACACACUAUAGCCACACCUGAUUUCUGAGUGCUGAAGGCAGUGCUUGAAUUGAUUCAAACUCAACUACAAUGACUACAAAUUUCAACGACAUCGUCAAGCAAGGCUAUGUUCGUUUAAAGAGCGGGAAAGUUGGACUUUUCAAAAAGAAAUGGCUUGUUCUAAAGAAGGCCUCAAGCACGGGUCCAAGUCGCUUGGAGAGGUAUGAAGAUGAAACAUCGGCUAAGUAUGGCGUGAACAAGAAAGAUAUAUCUUUGGGCGGAGUGGAAGAUGUGAGUCGACUACCAAGCGAUAUCCGCAAAUGUGCCUUUGCUGCUCGUUACUCCGACAACACCUCACGCCAGUUUCUGGCAGAUUCUGAUAUUGAGGCUGAUCACUGGGUGAGCAAACUCAGACACGUGCUCUUCAGUCGGUGUUCUCCCAGCGGAAAUGAGCCAGAUGUCGUUACCUCAGGUCUGGAGUUAGAUUUAAAAAAUAUUUACCAUGUGUGCCUGUUGCCCUCCACCAAGCUGGACUUUCAUGGUGAGUGUCUGAUGCAGGUUACCUGUGAGAGCAUUCACCUGUUUGACUGUGACGACCCCACUAAGCGCCUCAUUACCUGGCCCAUCCGCUCACUGCGUCGUUACGGACAGGACCACGGCAAGUUCACCUUUGAGGCUGGCAGGUCGUGCGACACAGGGGAGGGGAUGUUUGGAUUUUCUAGUCAACACUGCCAGAAGAUCUACAACCAAGUAAACGACAAUGCCCAUGCCAUAGCCGGUCUCAGUGCCCCACCAUCUCUGCCAGCAAAGGCACCCCCCAAAAGAAGUCUGUCUUCCAGCUCAGACAGACAUUCCAUCAACUCAAAUUCUGCCUAUUAUGGAGGUGCAUACCAAGCCCGACCUCCCCGAGGAAGACCUUUACCUCCUCCACCUGCAGACAAAGAAUGACUCACCUGUCUCACCUGAUUACAUAUGUUACAGGAUAGUGAAAUUGUCCGAGUGCAAGUGAAGAAAUUUGGAUAAAUUUUGUAAUCACAUAUAUUUUUUCACAUGACAUACUGUACGUAUACCGGAAUUUUUUGUAUAUCAGUAUAUUGAAACAAAGUCAUGUAACAUUCUCUUAUGACAGGAAGAGCAUAUUUGUAACUUGAAAUUUAAUGUGAGAAUAAUGGGCUACCUUUUCCUAUGCAGUGUGGACUCUGGUCCAAGCUCCAUUGACUGCACAGCAUAGGUUCAAAUGACUUCAGCUAGGCUGAUCAACAGACUACUCUGCAUAGGCCUGAAUGACUUUAGCAAGACUGAACAACAGACCACACAGCAUAGGCCUAAAUGACUUCAGCAAGACUGGACAACAGACUGCACAUCAUAGGCCUUAAUGACUUCAGCAAGACUGAACAACAGACUACUCAUUAUAUACCCGAAUGACUUCAGCAAGACUGGACAACAGACUGCACAUCAUAGGCCUUAAUGACUUCAGCAAGACUGAACAACAAACUACUCAUUAUAUACCCGAAUGACUUCAGCAAAACUGGACAACAGACUGCACAGCAUAGGUCUGAAUGAUUUCAGCAAGACUGGACAACAGACUGCACAGCAUAGGCCUGAAUGACUUCAGCAAGACUGAACAACAGACCACACAGCAUAGGCCUUAAUGACCUCAGCAAGACUGGACAACAGACUGCACAGCAUAGGCCUGAAUGACUUCAGCAAGACUGAACAACAGACCACACAGCAUAGGCCUGAAUGACUUCAGCAUGACUGGACAACAGAUUGCACAGCAUAGGCCUGAAUGACUUCAGCAAGACUGAACAACAGACCACACAGCAUAGGGCUGGAUGCCUUUUUUAAGAAUGUUUAAUGACAAACUUUGUGUGGGUGCCAAAGUGACCCACAUUGUCAAAUAGAUCUUCCAUUUAACAUUUGAUACAUUUUUACAUUUUUAUAAUACUGUAUAUUUUACACAAAAAUAUCUUGUUACUAAUUUAAUACAUUCUGUCAACUUGCAACAUUGUGUGUAAAGUGUUUCACUGGGUGCUAACAGUUCUUUAUACCACAUUUGAUUUUUGUUCUGUUUUUUGUUUUUUGUUAGCAGUGAUCAUAAUACACAUUCAGUUGUCCCAUGGAUCUUUGUGUUGUAAAUUUGUGCUUCUGAUGUUGCAUGCAUUGUACAUGUAUAUAAAGACUGAAAUCCAAAUGUUACUUUUGUUCUUGUUUUCAAUAAUAUGGUCUUACAGAUCAUAGAUUAGAUCACAAGUGGUAUAUUUUCGAUAUAUUUUCUGAAAAAUAUACACCUUUUGUCAUUGCUCCAUUAGCUAAUUAUGGAAUUUGGUGAUCAUUCCGUUCUUUUUUUGCAUGUUAUGUUCAAUGCAUUUCUAUUACAUAGGUACUGUUUCUGUAUAAAUGAUACCUAGGAAAUCUGAUACAUGUAGGUUGUCACAGUUGUAAGUUCAUAUUAAGCUACAGGCUGUCUUUGUCUUGCAAGAAUCAGGAAAUAACUUAUAUCAUUCUUGUAUUUUUGUUGUAUAUUUUAAUGGCUUUACUUAACUUCUUCAAAAAUAGUAGAUAUAGCAGGCUGUUAUUGCAUACCAGUAUAUGUGGAAAGAUGUAUUUCAGCUAUGCUUUUCUUACACUGAGAACAAGAGUUCUCAGUAUAUAUAUAUGGAGAUUUGACUUAAAGCUUUACCAUGCAGACGGCUAUAUGGUACAUAUUUAUAUAGUUUUCACACAAUGUACAUGUACUUAUAUUUUAUGUGACAUUAAGCAACACAACGUUAUAUGUGACAAAAUAAACAAACUUUGGUUGACUGAAGAUCUCAUUCCUGUCUCUGUGUUGUCUUAUUUUGUAUGAAAGGCCAAUAUAGGAAGGUUUCGUACAUUAUCUUUAUUUAAAAAAAGGCACUUUAAUUUUACCUCUAAACUUCUCCUAUACUGCAAUUACACCUCUUCUGGACAGAAUAUAAGUACACAGCUGUGAAAAUUAAGUGGGCACCAGUGAGUUGUAACUGCAAGGGGGUUUCAUGCCACUGGACUGAGUGAACAAGGGUGUGUUGUGACUGGGUUGAGUGUUCAUGUCACUUGAUGGAGUGAGUACCUGUGUGCUGUGACUAGGUGGGGUGUUCAGGUCACUGGACAGAGUGAGGACCAGUGUGUUGUGACUGGGUGGGGUGUUCAUGUCACUGGACUGAGUGAGGCUGGUAUUGUGACUCAGUGAGGUGUCCAUGUCACUGGAUAAAAAGAGCAAUGCUGUGCUGUGACUGGGUGAGGUAUUCAUAUCACUGGACAAACAAGCACCUGUGUGCUGUGCUUAGGUGGGGUGGUCAUGUCACUGGACAAUCUGCCUGGGCAGGGUGUUCAUGUCACUGGACAAGGUGAGGACUGGUGUGAUGUGACUGAGUGGGGUGUUCUUGUCACUGGAUUGAGUGAGCAAAAGAGUUUUGUGACUGGGUGGGGCGUUCAUGUCACCGGACAGAGUGAGGAGCAGUGUGAUGUUACUGAGUGGGGUGUUCAUGUCACUGGAUUGAGUUAGCACCGGUGUACUGUGACUGGGUGGGGUGUUCAUUUCAUUGGACAGAGUGGGCACCUGUGUGCUGUGAUUGGGUGGGGUGUUCAUGCCACUGGACUUAGUGAGGACCAGUGUAAUGUGACUAGGUGGGGUGUCCAGGUCACUGGAUAGAGUGAGCAUGGGUGUGCUGUGACUGGGUGGUGUAUUGACGUCACUGGACUGAGAAAGCACCCACGUGCUGUGACUGGGUGGGGUGUUCAUGCCAGUGGACAGAGUGAGCAAUGGUGUGCUGUGAUUGGGUGGGGUGUUCAUGUCACUGGACUGAGUGAGAAAAGGUGUGCUCUGACUGGGUGGGGUGUUUGUUCAUGUCACUGCACUGAGUGAGCAAAGAUGUGAGGUGACUGGGUGAGGUGUUCAGGUCACUGGAUAAAAAGAGCAAUGCGGUGAUGUGACUGGGUGAAGUAUUCAUACCACUGGGCACACAAGCACCUGUGUGCUGUGCUUAGGUGGGGUGAUCAUGUCACUGGACACAUGCCUGGGCAGGGUGUUCAUGUCACUGGACAGAGUGAGGAUCGGUGUGUUGUGACAGGAUGGUGUGUUCAUGUCACUAGACAGAGUGAGGAUCGGUGUGUUGUGACAGGGUGGUGUGUUCAGGUCACUGGACACUGAGGAGCGGUGUUUUGUGACUGGAUGGGGUGUUCAUGUCACUGGAGAGAGUUAGCAUGGGCGUGCUGUGACUGGAUGGGGUGUUCAUGUCACUGGAAAGAGUGAGGAGUUGUGUUUUGUGACUGGAUGGGGUGUUCAUGUUACUGGACUGGGUGAGCAAAGGUGUGCUGUGACUGUGUGGGGUGUUCAUGUCACUGGAGAGAGUUAGCAUGGGCAUGCUGUGACUGGGUGGGAUGUUCAUGUCACUGGACUAAGUGAGCAAAGGUGUGCUUUGACUGGGUGGGGUAUUCAUGUCACUGGACUGAGAAAGCACCCAUGUGCUGUGCUUAGGUGGGGUGGUUAUGUCACUGGACAGGGUGAGGACCAGUGUGAUGUGACUGAGUGGGGUGUUCUUGUCACUGGAUUGAGUGAGCAAAGGUGUGCUGUGAUUGGGUGGGGUGUUCAUGCCACUGGACUCAGUGAUGUGAUGUCCAGGUCACUGGAUAGAGUGAGCAUGGGUGUGCUGUGACUGGGUGGUGUGUUGAUGUCACUGGACUGAGAAAGCACCCAUUUGCUGUGUGAGGACUGGUGUGAUGUGACUGCGUGAGGUGUUCAGGUCACUGGAUAAAGUGAGCAAUACUGUGCUGUGACUGGGUGGGGUAUUCAUAUCACUGGACAGACAAGCACCUGUGUGCUGUGCUUAGGUGGGGUGGUUAUGUCACUGGACAGGGUGAGGACUGGUGUGAUGUGACUGAGUGGGGUGUUCUUGUCACUGGAUUGAGUGAGCAAAGGUGUGCUGUGAUUGGGUGGGGUGUUCAUGCCACUGGACUCAGUGAUGUGAUGUCCAGGUCACUGGAUAGAGUGAGCAUGGGUGUGCUGUGACUGGGUGGUGUGUUGAUGUCACUGGACUGAGAAAGCACCCAUUUGCUGUGACUGGGUGGGGUGUUCAUGCCACUGGACAGAGUGAGCAAUGGUGUACUGUGACUGGGUGGGGUGUUCAUGUCACUGGACAGAGUUAGCAUGGGCGUGCUGUGACUGGGUGGGGUGUUCAGGUCACUGGACAGAGUGAGCAACGGUGUGCUGUGACUGUGUGGGGUGUUCAUGUCACUGGACAGAGUUAGCAUGGGCGUGCUGUGACUGGGUGGGGUGUUCAUGUCACUGGACAAAGUGAGGAUCGGUGUGUUUUGACUGGAUGGGGUGUUCAUGUCUCUGGACACAGUGAGGAGCUGUGUUUUGUGACUGUCAUUCUGUUUUUGUCACUGGAUUGAGUGAGCAAAGGUGUGCUGUGACUGGGUGGGGUGUUCUUGUCACCGGAUUGAGUGAACAAAGGAGUUUUGUGACUGGGUGGGGCGUUCAUGUCACCGGACAGAGUGAGGAACAAUGUGAUGUUACUGAGUGGGGUGUUCAUGUCACUGGAUUGAGUUAGCACCGGUGUGUUGUGGCUGGGUGGGGUGUCUGUCACUGGACAGAGUGAGGACCGGUGUUAUGUGUCUGGGCGGGGUGAUAUGUGCCUGGGCGGGGUGUUAUGUGCCUGGGUGGGGUGUUAUGUGCCUGGGUUCAUGUCACUGGACUGAGUGAGGACCGGUGUUAUGUGUCUGGGCAGGGUGUUAUGUGCCUGGGCGGGGUGUUCAUGUCACUGGACUGAGUGAGGACCAGUGUGAUGUGACUGGGUGGUAUGUUCAUGUCACUGGACUGAGUGGGGUGUUCAUGUAACUGGACUGUGAGAGCAAACUUGUGAUGUGACUGGGUGGGAUGUUCAUGUCACUGGACAGAGUAAGCGAACAAGUGCCUCUUUUUGUUAUUCAAUACCUGUUACCAAUUACUAAUUCUUCUUACCAAUGCUUUACCUGAUACAUGUAGCUCUACAUCACUCUACCUUUGCUAACACUCAGGUAGAGCUAUACAGCAUUGUAUUUAAUUUUCUUAGAGUAGUUCCAGAGUUCUGUUGCCUGGCACCUCAGGCACUUAUCUUGCGUGUACCACAAAAGUACAGACCUCUACAAAAAUGCAAGCUACAAUUUUGCCGGCCACACCUU